Trachymyrmex cornetzi is the source of this 847-nucleotide messenger RNA. RefSeq lists its product as uncharacterized. The record is from RefSeq and is a predicted model, not a curated record. Lineage: Eukaryota; Metazoa; Arthropoda; Insecta; Hymenoptera; Formicidae. The transcript has 5 exons. Bases 305 to 808 code for a protein of 167 amino acids.
AUUGAUUUGCUUGGAAUAAUUGAUUACAUUAAAUACGUUCAAAUUCACAUAUAUUAAUUUAUAGCUCAUGUUUAAAUUGCGAUAAUUGAAAAUGCAUGAAGGUGCAAUUUCAUAGAGCGAAAAACAAACCUCUAAAAUUUUCGGAAAGUAAACGUGCAAAUAUAAUAAAAUUUGUUGAACUCACAUCCGUUAUUAAACGGUACGUUUAAACUAUUUAACAUAUUUGCAUUUCUGUAUUUGCAUUUUAAUUUAAAGAAGGGACACAAUUUUUCCAGACUCAAAAAAUUGGGACAUAAAGUGAAUUAUGGCCUUUCACAGUCGACGAAACUUUAGAGUCCAUAGUGGACACUUAAAAAUCGGACGAAUGGCCUGUUCCUUGUGCAAUAAUUAUGUAAUGGGUAGCUCAUUAUAUGUGAUUGUUCUAGGCCUCAUUGGGACCGUAGUCACGGUUUUUGACAUAAUACGUACAAUAAAUUAUAAAAUUCCUAGAAUGUCAUCUCACCAUAGGAACAAUCAAGAAGUACCCUUUACUGUCGAGAGAGAUUUGAAGUUAAUGACGUCAAUCCUGGGAAUCGAGCAUUAUACUUUAAUUAUGUUAGGCGCGAUCACAGAAUAUCCUAUGCUACAUACACCAUGGUUGCUCAUGCAACUCUGUGUCAUCAUUGUGGAGAUCAUUGUCUUCUUUGUGAGAUUCUUCCUAGAUGGUUUGCACGUCAAACGCAAUGAAAUAUUGCAAGCAAUGUUUACCUUAUACAAUUGGUUACAAGUCUUCUGUCUUUUUCAUCAGCAAACACGGCAAGUCAUUUAGAAAUGUUUCAGAUUUUUAAUAUUACAUUAUACAUUUAUA